CGCUUCAGCGGCUGGUUCGACGCCGACCUCAGCCCGGCCGGCGGCCAGGAGGCGCAGCGCGGCGGGGAGGCGCUGAGAGCAGUGUAGUGACCAGUUCCCCUCUCCCAUCCCUCACGUGGGGCUGCACCGCUGUGCAAGAUGCUCUGCUCUGCCAGGACUCCUCUCUCUCUCCUUGGCGCUGAGUCAUUCAGGAGUGGUGCUCCUGACCAUGCUGGCUAUGAGUUUGACAUCUGCUUCACCUCUGUCCAGAAGCGGGCAAUCCGCACUCUCUGGAUAGUGCUGGAUGCCAUUGACCAGAUGUGGCUGCCUGUGGUGAGGACCUGGCGCCUCAAUGAAAGGCACUAUGGUGGCCUGACAGGCCUCAACAAGGCUGAGACAGCUGCUAAGCAUGGGGAGGCCCAGGUGAAGAUCUGGAGGCGUUCCUAUGAUAUCCCACCACCUCCCAUGGAACCGGACCACCCUUUCUACAGCACCAUCAGCAAGGACCGUCGUUAUGCUGACCUGACCGAGGACCAACUGCCGACCUGUGAGAGCCUGAAGGACACCAUUGCCCGGGCCCUGCCCUUCUGGAAUGAAGAGAUCGUGCCCCAGAUCAAGGAGGGCAAACGAGUUCUCGUUGCCGCCCAUGGCAACAGCCUGCGAGGGAUCGUUAAGCACCUGGAAGGCAUGUCCGAAGAGGCCAUCAUGGAGCUUAACCUGCCCACUGGCAUCCCCAUCGUCUACGAGCUGGACAAGAACCUGAAGCCCAUCAAGCCCAUGCAGUUCCUAGGGGACGAGGAGACUGUCCGCAAGGCCAUGGAGGCUGUGGCAGCUCAGGGCAAAGCCAAGAAAUGAAGGCAGGUAGUGGAGGCUUGUGAGCAGUAGAUGAGCCCCCUUCCCACCCCUCCCCUGCACACACUGUCCACAGCCAUAAGAACCGAGUACAGAGCCAGCUCCCUGGGACCUGCACCCCUCCGCAGACAACCCUGCAACCCACAGGUCAGCUAGACUGCAGAGACAGCGGGGAGCCUCUCCUCAGUAGCCAGGCGGUACCUGCCUCCAUAAGGCUCCAGCGAGCCCUGGGCUAGACAGGGACUGUGUAAGGUAUUGGCCAACCCAGGCAUUCCCUAGACAGUCCCCCUGGGCCUUCCCAGCUGUGCUUGGGGAGCUCUUGUCAUCCUCAUGAGUUUUACUGUUCCUUGAUGAUGUCAUUCCAGGCCUGUGAGUGAGGGGUGAAUGCUGCUGUGAGUAGGGACCAGUCUUCCUCUCAUGCCCCUGGGGGUUUGUCCCUGUUUACUUCUUGGAAAGGGCCAUGUUUGGGGUGCUGCCUCUGUAGCGGUGUUCACGGUGUGGGGGAGCGCACGGGCCAGCAACUGUACCUAGCUCUCCAGGGCCAGCUCUUUAAUUUAAUGCCUUCCACCACAGACUGGGGAGGGGGGCGUAUGGAGGAGUGUGGUGUCGAGCUAGCAUCGGCCCUGCCCUUGAGCUUCUGCUGCCCCCUUGCCUGCUGUGUAGUGCUAGUGAAACACAGCUCCUGUAUGUUAGCCCACGCACUUGUGUACCUGGCACUGGCCUCGCUGCGUGCCUGGGUUUGCACUGGGUCUAGUGUAACUGUCCAACAGUAGCGGUUGUCUCGUUCAGUACAAUAAAGGAGUGAUGUGCAAUA
Messenger RNA from Gopherus flavomarginatus (Mexican gopher tortoise), 1645 nucleotides. It is a transcript of the gene PGAM1, whose product is annotated as phosphoglycerate mutase 1. The record is from RefSeq and is a predicted model, not a curated record. Gene Ontology annotation, molecular function: intramolecular phosphotransferase activity. The coding region runs from base 139 to 834 and encodes 231 amino acids. NCBI's taxonomy places the organism in Eukaryota, Metazoa, Chordata, Testudines, Testudinidae. The transcript has 5 exons. Gene Ontology annotation, biological process: glycolytic process.